Pocillopora meandrina is the source of this 11643-nucleotide messenger RNA. The record is from the annotation of a GenBank genome assembly. Lineage: Eukaryota; Metazoa; Cnidaria; Anthozoa; Scleractinia; Pocilloporidae.
AUGCCAGAGUACGCGUCGACGCCUACACCAGCUUCAACAUGGGAUGAAGGUUCCCCCUCAAACACAGAGGAAAAUAGUGGUAGUGACGAUUUCUAUGACGCCAUUGAUCGCGGAGACAAGCCUCCGCCGCUAAAAAUGAAAAAGGUUCGUCCUACAAAGUCCAACUUUGACACAUUAAUGCACAAGUCAAGCAAACAUGUGGGGUCCUCGCCGACAAUAACAGGAACAGGGUCUUCGUCUAAAUUUCGUUUACCCUCUCAAGAGGAUUUCGAAAAUUUUUUUCGUGGAAUGCUCGAUCAUUUUGGCCAUGGACGAAAUCCUGACCAGUCUGUACAACAGAGUGAAAGUAAGGUGGAUGAACACGAAAGGUUGGCCAGCCAAAGGAACAUUUCAAAUUUUUUAGAGGCUCUUAAUGAGCAUCGUCCAGGAAACGUAACUAAAGUGGUAUCACUAGGAAGCCCUGAGGAAGUGGAGGUUGGACGACAAUCCCAAAACCAUAAUAUGGAUUUAACGUCCCACAAAAGUUCUCCUGUGUUUACCAGUGAACAGGUUGGGAGAGAUGGAGAAGGAUUAACGCCUUUCCUUCCGGCAGAAAACUCAAUGAGAUGGAGACAAGGGUCAUUUGGAGACACGAGAAUUCCUUUUCGUGGUCACGUAAAAGGGCCCGUAAUCAAAGUUGGAAAUCCCUUAACUUUCUUGCGCAUACCUCCUCGAGAUUCCGAAAAACACGUCGAUCGCUUUUUUCCGAAGAAGCCGAAUGGCGCUCUGCCUUGGAAUCCACCUUAUAAGGGAACUCGGAUCAUGGGAGGAAAAAUAUCGGGUGGUCAAAUUUCUGGGGGACUAAUUCAAGGGGGACAGAUAAAAGCCGGGUCGGUAGAGGGUGGUAUCAUUAAAGGGGGUCAGAUUGUCGGAGGAAGAAUAGCUAAUGGAACUAUGGAGGGCGGGGUAAUUGCAAAAGGGCAAAUGUUAGGAGGGCACUUGGUGAAUGGUAGACUUGAAGGAGGACAGCUUCUCGGUGGCGAUGUAUUUGGAGGAAGGAUAUUAGGAGGAACUGUAGAAGGCGGGGAAAUGAAGGGUGGAGUGGUGGCCGGUGGGCGUUUUCGUGGAGGACGCAUGCAGGGUGGACUGCUUAGAGGAGGUGAGGUACAAAGCGGAACUUUGAGGGGUGGAAAAGUUGAAGGUGGAGUUCUUCAUGGAGGAAAUGUUGAGGGAGGUGAGUUCAAAUUUGGAGAUAUAUCUGGAGGGACUCUGAAGUCUGGGGCGAUGCUCGGUGGACAGCUCAAAAAUGGAAGUAUAGAGGGAGGAACUCUUAAAGGAGGAACAAUAGAAGGAGGUGUGUUGAAAGGUGGAGUCAUGGAAGGUGGACGGCUGAAGGGAGGGCUUGUCCUUGCUGGUAAAAUUAAGGGUGGAGUUAUCGAGGGAGGAAUAAUCGAAGGUGGCGAGAUUGGAGAUGGGGUCGUGAUAAGGAAUGGUAAAGUUAACGCCACGAUCAUAGGCACAGGGAGCACCAUUGAUAAGAAUCAAGAACUCAGUGGUAUAUUUCAACAAGGGGAAAAUCCGCAGCAGUUAGGACUCGAAGUUGACCAGCCAAAAUUUCAUCAUCAUCAAAAUGGCAAGACAUCACAUGCAUUAAAAGCCAUGUCAGACUCACCAACCAGUCCUCAAGGGUCUGCCCCUACACCAGAGCCCAACCUUGAACAAAAGGCAACCAAUCCAAGUACGGAUAUCAAAGUACCUUUACAGGAAGGAACUCUCAAAAUGUUACCCCAAGAAAAUGAUCAAUCGGAUGAUAGUAGUCUUGAAAAGUUGUUAUCUGAAGGAAAGUCCGACGGUGAUAAUUUAGUUACUCCUGAACUUUCGUCACAGCGGUUCUUUGAAGAACAGGAUCAACCCAGUCGAGCUGUUCAAAAAAAAAAUUCCAAACAACAUCAUGUUGUUUUUGACGGGGUCGGCUUUGAUCUUCCUAAUGAAGAUUUUGUAGAUCUCAUCGAUAAAAUGAAGGAAGGGCCACAAUCGGUAGAGGACCUGGUCAAUUAUUAUACAAAGCCAAAAAGGAAGGAAAACUCACAUAUCGGGGGUAUAUUAGAAGAAAAAAAUGUGCACAUUAAGCCGGAGGAGCUCGAAGCUAGACUUAGCAGUCCUACAAAACCGAGAUCCAGUGUUACUCACUCCGACAAAGAUAAACACCAAAGCCAUGGCGGUACAGAUGCUCCAAGUUCAAAAUUUUCAAAACCUAACGAUAAAAAAAUAAAGGCCGUGAGCUUCAAUACCAAGGAUGUCGAGAAAUGUAAGUGAUUCAAGUAAUUCAUUUUAAUGCGUUAUUCAUGACUUCGAAACUGUCCUUACUAACGGACGUAAGAAUUGGAAAUAAGAAAUAGAGAAUUGAAAGACAAGAAGCAAGUCAUCGGGACUUCUUGAUUGUAAUCGAAAGCCUUGUACAACCCAACGUCUGAUAAUCAAAAAAGGGGGGUACCGAUUGAGGUGAGCCAGGUCUCGUUUAAGAGCAAUGCAUCAAAGGAGCAAUGCAUGCAUGCUUUCUAAAUACAACAUUCGAGAUUCUCAAAACUAAAGCCAACAGAAGACCCUGAGAAUUAUCACAGUAAUCAAUGGAACAAACAUGAGACAACUAAGCAUUUUCUUACAGUAAGGCCAACUUAUCACUGGUCCCUAAACAAGCUCAUGGGAGAUCGGAUACCUGGCAGUCCAGGACCAGCCAUACGAACACACGGAGAGAUGGUAGCUAUACGAGGAGGGCUGCGUCUGAAUGGUCAUAAUGCAUGGCUUGGGGCUGGCGACUUCUCUGGUGGAUGUAUCAGCGGUAUGGUGGCAUUAGUUUUUAGUUGAGGCUUUUGUAAGUUAAUGAUCGAUGCAAAGUGUGAUCAGUCGAUUUCCCUUUUAUCGCUUGAUCCACUGAUUGAAUGAUUUACUGACUGAUUGAUGACCGAUUGACUGAUUCACAAAACUGAUUUUUCGAUCGAUUGAUUGAUUGAUUGAUUGAUUGAUUCAGAUCCUGACACCUGUGAUGAUGGGCUCUCAUUUGAGAUGACCUUCCGACUGGACAAGGAUGCCCUGAAAUACAACGACAUGAAUUACAUCGUGGACUCAGGAGCGUCGACAUUUAAUUCUAAAGGCUUUACCCUGUACACUGUACACGGAAAGUUAAGGGCUGAUUUAGCUCUUGCAAAUCAAGAGUUUUGCGUACAAAUUCCUGUGACAGUCCAAAAAUGGCAAGAUGUUUUGAUUACUUGGAAGAAAAGCGAGGGUAAAUAACAUUUGGUGGCAUGAAAAAUAACACUUAUAAAUCUAAAACUUAAGCUUAAGUAGAACGUGUAUGCCUAACAUGGGAGCUGACAGCCCAGUCAGCUGUAUUUUAGUUUUACAUGAACACUCCUAGCUAACGGAAAACUGAAAUACAGUAGUUAAACUUUAUUAAAUUAUAUGAAAUAGUUAAAAUUGAGGUCAUGAAGUACAUUGACGAAAGGCUAUUUAACGACAAAACCUAGAAAACUAAACAAAAUCUUGACAGGAUUGCGUUACCUAGAUUGAAAAGCAUUGAUGACUGUUUUCAAAAGCUCUCAGGGAAAUCAUUUCAUAAUUUAAUAAUGGUUUUUAACUGUAAAUCAUCAUUUUAACAGGAAUGAAGAUGUAUGUAAACUGUGAACUGAAGGCGCACACAAAGGGAAGCGAACACUGCAUCGGUUGUCACUCACGUGGGUGUCACGUGACGGACACCAAUACGCUACUGAUGAUUGGCAGGCCGAAUUAUAGUCCACAUUUUCACUGCACCAAGUUUGACAGUGGCGACAUAGCAUUCUGGGAGAAGUAUCUGUCGGCGAACGAUGUUGAAACGUUGUGUGGAGCACCCACAGGUGAAUUGCACUAUGUUUUAGCAAGAAAACCGAGUAAAAAGAGAGAAAAAUGUAGCCACUAUAUUUUAUCUUUAGCAGACACGGUAACAAAGGAGGUAAAAAGAGACAGUGGAACAGUGAAUUUCAUCAUGGUUUAGUUUUUCUCUGUCUGACCGCUCGAUAUCGAGUUUCAGACUGAGGUGAAAUAGGCAUACUCCCCAGACAAUCGAGCUUGCACGUACCCAGGAUUCUAGACUUGAUGUUGCCAUGAAUUGUACGAAAACUCAAGUCAGUUUCGUCUUUGAAAGCCAAACAAAAUUGGAAAAAGUUCUGUAUGCCCUCGAAGCUAAUCGGAUUAAACUUUUUUUCGGAGAGCUGAAGAGGAAAUUGAGUGAAGUUGCGUGACACUGCGUAUUUCCGAAAAAAUCUCCAGCCUGCACAAUAUGCUACCAAUCAAUUCCCCAUCAUUUCUUUCCAUACUUUUGAAAUUACAGUAGUUUAUUCUAAAAGUCAUCGCCGGGACACCUCCCUAACAGCAUCGUGAAAAAGAAAUCGAUCGCAGCUUAAGCAGAUGCUGGGAAUUAGUACUUAAGAGGAUGUCAAAGUUGACCUUUAUUUCUCUGUGCCGUAUCCAUUUUCAUGGAAACAUUUCAAGCCCGUGCAACGAAGCGGUAAAAAAAAGAUGCAUCUUAUAAAGCUUAUUUCUGAUAUCGGAUGACUUCAAUUCGUUCCGGUUACCAUAACAAUGCAGGUUUACGGUUGAUUUCUCUUACUUAAAAUAGGAAUUUUUUGGUCUGCAUAAUUUAUUACUGAGAAGUCUCGAACAUAGAGGUUCAUUGGUAUGAUAGACAUGAAGAUCGACUACAAUUUUACCAACACAAAAAGGUUCUAAACGAAGAUUCUCAAUUUCAGUGCUUCCUUGGACAGAAAAUGAUUUUGUUGAUUUCAAGAGACUGGGGAUAUUUUGCGCAAGAAGUGAAUAGUAUAAAACUGCUUGCCUUUUCUAUUGGCGUAAUUGCUAAAAUAUAUAAACAGAGGAUCGCGCAGAAGGCGGAAUUGAACCGCUCCGACGCUAAUCGGCUACAGGUUUGAAGCCUGCACCCCACACCAGUGAGGCUCAUCCGCGCACCCGUGCCAUUGUUGUACGUUGCGUAUUUAUAAUUUUCGAAGUGGAUUUUUCCACACAUUUGGUACGAUUUUAUGCGUGAAUAAUCAAUAUUCGAUAAUUUUUCCUGCAGUAACCUAGUACUCUCCUUAUUUGAUGGUGAAUUUUCCGUAAUCAAAAACAUUUUGCAAAAAUUUAACAUCGUAUUGUUGUUAUAGGUAAAUAGUAUUUUUUCUGAAAUUCCAUUUACGCAUGCGUAAUGAACCGCAUCACAUCUCUUGCAAAACAAGGUGUUGUUUAUGGUAGUUAUUGCCAAAUUUUUACACAGAAUUUAUUAUAUCAAUCUGAAGGUCUCAAAUAGUGAUAUUCUUUCUCGAGUGAUAACAACUGAAAUCUAUUCAUACAGUUUUCGAUUAUUUUGCAGGUGAAACUGAAAAACCUAGCGCCGUGAAUAAAGAGACCAAUGAACUGACAAUCCAAAGAGCACCUGUCAAUCAAGCCUUCAAUCAAGUUAGAUAUCCAGCCAAUCCAAUGCAAAGUUACGUCGCAAAUCAACCAUACUUUAAUCGAUAUCCAGGUAAGGUUGUGAUGCCAGAGAUCAAUAAGCGUCCUCUCAUAAUAUUACUUCCUUGGUUAAACUCACCAAAAUCAAAUACUGUGAAUCGCUUAUUUAAACUUCCUGCUAUAUUAAGACUUUUUAAAGCUGGUAAAAGGUUGGAUCGUGAAGAUCAAGGACAAAGAAAGAAAAUUGUCUCGAAGUUAUUUAAAAAUCAAGUCGCAUUUCCAAAAGUACCGUCAGGAACCAUACCUCUUUCAAUCAUGAACAACAUUCCAAUUUUAAAGUCGCACAAAGGGGGUAAGUUGGUCAUCUCACGAUAUAAUUCGUUUUUGCUUCAUAAACUAUUCCCUUUUGAGCAAAACGAAAAUAAAUCGAUUACACAACCGUCAUUAAGUAAAUAUCGAAAUACUCCUCUUUAUAUCAGACUUCCAAAACAAAACAGGUUCUUGCCAAACUCAAUGCACCCUGUCUCUCGUGAAGAGCGCUUGGGUAGCGUUACUUUUCCCUCAGUUGAGACAAACAAAGCAAGAAAUCAGCCAAAGUUUUUCCCAGGCUUACAAAUAAGCAACAGCAGUCCUUACAUGAACCAAAACAGAAUACAGUCUGAUUCACCCGCUGACAAUGCUUACCGUAAAGAUCGAAAAUUUCCAUACCAGUAUACGUUAAAUCGUUUUAUUUACCCUGAAAGGACCAAACUUUGGACAAACACGUCUCCUUAUUUCAAACCAAAAGUGAACCUAAUAAAUAGUAAAAACCUUUAAAUCACCACACACUAUACUAGAUUACAGAAUGAUGCCUCCUUUCGGUCGCCAGUUAGCAAUGCACUUCAUAUACGACCCCAUCAUUGGGAAAGGGAGCAAAAAUUCAAUUCAGCAGGAGACAAAGUUGUGACCGAAGGAGAAUUAAAGGAAAAAGGUUUAUUUGGUGAUAUUUUGUCCAGGGAUCACAUUCGUCAUAAACCAGGCGGUAAAAAGGCAAAGGCAACUAAGAAAAAAUCGUCAUUUUCAAAGUAGUUCCUAAUCGUAGAUUCUUUAACUUUUUAGUUCAAAAGGCAGUGUACAUACAACUAAGAAGUAGCAAAUAGAAACAUCUAAAAGUACUGGUAACUUCACUUUGAACCUCACUUCUCAAAGAAAAAAAAAAAAAUAUAUAUAUAUAUAUAUACAUUUUUUUUCUUAGAUUUAUCUUCAACUUAGACCGAGUUUUAUGUUCAAAUUAAGCUUUCGUUUUGAAUGAAAGUUUUUUUUUCAGUACACAGUUUUGAAACUUCUUAACUGUUCUCCCGACUGAUCUCGUUACGUCGUUACGUAACGUCAUUACGCAUACAUAGGCACUCGGCAAAAAAUAAAAGUGAUGAAAUGAACGAGGCCCAAACAAAGAGUCUGUCUGAAACUAAUCCAAGUAAAAUAGAUUGACGGACUACAAGAAUCCGCCAACAGUAUAUGGUGCAAAACAAAAAAGUUUAUACCAUAAUACUUUCCAUAAGUUGCUUUGAGUGGGAUGAAUCAUACUGUUUAAUAUUGGUUUCUUGUGACCUUCGGUUUUUUUUCAAUGAAAUUUUACUGUUCCAACUGGUAGCACAAUUUGUCUCUUUAUCUUUUACCACUCCAGACUGAUAAUAAGGUUAAAGCUGAAGACUCUGGCGGAUUCUUGGAAGAACUAUCUUCAUAUAAUCACGCGUUCCUUUUAAAAAUCUGCUGUAUUGCUUUGUAAGCGUGCAAUAUGUUAAUUCAUUCAGUCUAACAAUCGUUUUAUCUUUGAAGAUUCUCUGAGUCGAUGCAAAGUUUGGAACCUGGUUAAAAUACGUUUUAGAGCCACUACCGAAAAUCAAAACACGAAAAAAAAAAUGAACUUCUAGAAAAAACAUUUUUCAAUUUAAGAAAUAAUGACUGAGAGCAUGUUCAAAGGUAACAAUGCUUGGCAAUAACAACAGUUUUUUUUCCUUAAUCCAGUUUUAUUUGCUUCUUAAUAAAGCUAACAGCUAUUAAAAAUACGACGCAUGUUUUGAUAUUUCUGUUUUCUACUUUUUUUCCGAUAACAAUUCCUCUGGAAUUCUGGAAUGGUAACUGUCCUUUUUCCUGUUCUUGUUGUUUUCUGUCUUUCCAAAUAAUGUGCCAAUCAUAAUGUGCUGAAUCUUAAAAAACCAAAGGCCGGCGCGGGUAAGAUUCCAUCGAGUUCACAAAAAUGUUAACCUCAAGAAAUUUGUACCUUGCGGCAAAAUCCUAUUCCCAUCCGGAGCUUUUGCAAGCUCUUAAUUUUAAAAAAUCCCAUUGUCGUUGAAAACCUUAAACUGUUAGUAUUAACGGAUCCACAUGGCAUCAAAAGAGGCAGUGUAAAAUUCUGAAUGGAUUUUUCAUCGUCGAAAAUAAUCCUGCAGAGACGUUAUCCAUGAGGAUAAAAUUAAUUCCCUUGCGAGGCAAAAUUCCCCUUUGUCAAGCUGUAUUCUAAGCUCGUUGUCUCUGCCACACUGAGAACUUUUAUGAUCGGUUGCAAGGCUGCGCAUGCUUGCUGGCAACUUUGUUUUCACAAAAAUAUCCCUAUCUUUUAUUCAGGCCUAUUACCCAGGGGGAGUGAUAUGAGUCGUCAACUGUUUACGCCUUGGAGUUUCUGGAGCGCAUGCUCUAAGACCUGUGGUGUUGGAUUUCGAGUUCGCAGGCGCUCUUGUAUAAAUCCAACACUCUUUCCCACUGGUGGAUUGUGUAACGGACUUUCCAUUCAGCAUCAAUCGUGUUUUGAUCGAAUCUGCCCAGGUAAGAAGAUCAUCUGACUAGGUCUGAGUGCGAAUACGAACUGUAGACAAACAAACAGAUAGACAGGCAGGCUGACCAUCCGACUGAAUUACUAAAACGACCAACCUAUCGAAUGACCCACUGAUCGUUGAUGUCAUCUGAUAACAGAUUGACUGACUAGCAAACCGAAUACAAAAUUGAUCUGCAUGACUAAAUGAGUAACUACUGAGUAACUGAGUGACUGAUCGAUUGAGCGACCAACCAACAAAAUAUGUGGUCAGAAUUCCUGCCUGAGUCAUCUGAGUCACUGACUGAACAGGGGACAGAAUGAUCUGACUAACAGACCUUAUGACUGAUCGAAAGAUUUAGUGACAGACGUGCCCAAUUCAUGACUAGUUAACUGUUUGCGACACUGACUGACGAACUGACAGACUAAAUGACGAAUCAACUGAGUGACGAACCGCUAGAUGACAGACAAAUAAGAGGCUGACCAACAGAGAGAGCUUCGGAUUGGAAAUCGUUCUACUAAUCCCCUGAAACCGACGAGUGUUGACCAAACUGCAUCGUUGUUUUCUUUAACAAAAUCUUAAUUCUUUUUUUAUAUUUUGUAAACUGACAGCAUAUACCUCUCAGAUUCUUCCAAGCUUAAGCCAAGGCCUAGAAGCUCAAAGCGUCAAGUUAUUCGCUUUUAAUCCAGCGACAAUUUAUGCAGGUGACGUAAGGAAUAGCGGUGAAAAGAAAGUGUUUUUCUUAAACGUAAUAACUCUAGAGUUUCACAGUAAUCAUCAAUUGUCUAGAAAAGCGAAGUUUUUAUUUCUAACGAUUUUUAGCUUUUCAAAUAUUUGUUUAGAACAUCAGUCUAAGGUAAAUUCAAAAUCAGGGCUACACGAAUUAAGAUUUCAAUCAUCAAAUGUUAGGUCUGAGUUUGAAAUGCUCGUCGCGGGUUCGUUUUGGUCUUUAGCCCACGUUGGUAACCAAUAUUUGAAUACCAGGUUCAAAUUGUACCAUCUUUCUUUUUUUUUACUGAUUUCUAACAUUGUUUUAUGAUAUUUAGCGUUUCAUAACCCACGAGUGUCCAACUUGCAACAUGUAACAGAGCCUGGUCUCACUCGUGCACUAACUAAAGGUGAGUUUACACGUUCACCUUGAUCCCACGCAAGACAUUUCUGUCGUGGCCCUUACAUCUUUUUGCACACACGCAACACGGAUGAGUAAAACAGCUACUACUAGGCGAAAUCUUGAAUGAUUUCGGUAUAAAAAGAAUAUACAAUAUAUUCAAUAUGCAACUUAAGGACUCUCCUACCACAAAAGCGUUUAGCGCGCUCUUUUUUAGUAUGAAUUAUAGAGACGAUUUUAAGACGUUUUAAUUCUACGUUACUUUCAGUUUCCGCGAAUUUCAUGGGUUCUCUUGCCGGCAGCGUCGUGUACGUAAGUUUAAGUCGAUAUAAGCUGUGUUUUAACUUGAUGCAUUCCUUUUCCUUCUGUCAGAUGGCGGAUACAGUGAUUGGUCAGACUGGGGUAACUGUGACAGGUCCUGUGGAGGAGGCGCUCAGGUGCGAACCAGAAUUUGCAACAACCCCCUGCCCUCUGGUGGCGGAAAGACGUGUCAUUCGUUAGGACCGGCCAUUCAAGUUCGACGCUGCAACCGCCGUGGCUGUCCAGGUAUAUUUAGCAAUCAAUAACGGUUUACUCUUGACUCAUUUAGGAAUGGAAAAAAGACUCUAAGAAGGUCAUGAAAAGCGAGGUUAUUGUUGACUGAAAGGGUGAAAGGAAUAGAGCCGUUUACAUGACGUCUUUUUCGAGCAUUAAACUAAGCCUCUCUUCCUCAUCCGUCUCCAGACCUCUGGUUGAGAGACGAUCAAAAAUGUUGCAAAAUUAAAGAAAAUAUUAAGACAUGUACAUUCUGAUAGACAGUCUCGACCUUCUUAUGGACGUUGUUGUACAAAAUCGAGAAUUCUUUAUCAGAAUGGCUCAACAUUGUAGAACUGUGUGCAAAAAGGUUGCUCACAAGUUCUCUCACAAUGCUACCCGGGAGAAUUUCAACGCUUGAGACUUUCUCCAAGUCAGAAGUACAUGUACACGAAUCUAUAUCCCUGAACUAUUUUCAUCUUCACCACAGUGGAUGGAGGAUACAGUUCAUGGAGUGCAUUUGGUCCUUGCUCUAAAACAUGCGGCAGUGGCGGAAUUCAACGGCGGAUUAGAACCUGUACAAACCCAGCACCAAUGAAUGGCGGGAAGUCAUGCUUUGGGGACCCUGUGCAAACACGAACCUGCAGCACAAGGAGCUGCCCAGGUACUUCAGCUUGCUGUCAAAGGCUAAAAUCAAUGAUUUAACUUCUCUGAACGGGCAAUUGGGCAAGAAGGCCUAGAUAUUUUUUGACACUAGAUGAUGGUUCUGUAGUUGACUUGCAUCAAUGAUCAGGGUAAUUACUCACAGAGCACCUCACUUCACGGUUAACUAAAUGUAGGAAGUGACAAACUGUAAGAGAACAUCUUACCACAUGCUGUGCAUGCUUGACAGGAAGAGAGAAUGGCAAACCCCCAGACACUUCACUCCACAAAAGAGCAAGAAGAAGUUUCGGCCAAAGCGAGUCUCCUUGACCCUACAAGUUACCCUUACCCAAUCCACCUCUCUAAUUUAGAGAUUCCCAAAACAGAUUAAAAUUAAGUGCUCAGUUACGUCACUGAUGAUUCAUCAACUGCGUUGUAGCGUUCUGGCAACUUUAACAGAGAUUUACCGUUUACUUGUACAGUUGAUGGAGGAUACAGUAUGUGGUCACCCUGGCUGCCGUGUGACGCCGAUUGCGGUGGAGGAAUUCAAGAGAGAAGCCGUUUUUGUGAUAAUCCCCGUCCAGAAAUUGGUGGAAGAGACUGUACCAUUUUCGGCUCAAACAGACAGACACGACUGUGUAACCUGUUCCCUUGUAAUGUAAAUAGUUUUCAAUAAAAAUAAAAAAGUUAAGAGUUCUUAACCCUUUAACUUCCGUGAGUGACCAAGAAAGAAUUUCUCCUUGCAAUAUCAAUACAUUACCGAUCAGAUUAGUGAUGAGAUUAAAGAAAAAUAUCAAUUUGGGGAUAAUUAGAUGAUCCAAUACUAAAUUCUCUGAACUGACAUUAUCAGAAUUUUAUGGUUGACAGUUAGGAGAAUGACAAAUUUGAUCUGUGAAAGGGGUUUACUGUAAAAAGCCAAGUAUUGUUAUAAACAUUAACAUGAACUCUGAGGUACAUUUGCAUGACAUGAGUAUUAUCCGUUAUCUUUAUCACUAUAAGUUCAACAAUUUCUUUGAAGAGUUGGAUCUAAAAUGUUAAUCCUUGCAUUCUAUGGUGAACCAUAUAAACGCACAUAACAAUUCAUAGCAUAUCAAUCAUAAUUUACUACAGCACCAAUGCCUAAAGAGAGAG